Salvia hispanica is the source of this 891-nucleotide messenger RNA. The record is from RefSeq and is a predicted model, not a curated record. Lineage: Eukaryota; Viridiplantae; Streptophyta; Magnoliopsida; Lamiales; Lamiaceae.
AUGGCCAGCGUUGAUCUGAGCAAUCUUCUUAAAGUUUCUGCCGGAUAUGGCAAAAGAGUUAUGCUUAGUGUAAUGUCAAAAGACGGAGUUAUUUUUGAGCUGCGGUUUCAGACAGAAGUAAGAGAGCUACGAGCACUGCAAAAGGUUUUCAUGAACUAUGAAGCAGGUUCCCUGUUAAAGGAUGUUGCAUUUGAGAUUGUUGAUUCUGAAGGAAAGGUUGAUGAAAGGAUCCACGAUGACGAUAAACAUGGGCAGUCUCAUACUCUGACAAUCAAGUGCAGAUCAUUUCGCAUUGAUGAGUCUGUGAAAUACAGGUUCCUCAAUGGAUGUUGCACUGUUCCCUCUAUUCCUCUCCCUUGUGAAGAAGGAGCUGUCUUCUUUGAAGCUGUGCAUUCUCGUCAUCCGGAACUAAAGUUUGCCAUAAAGGUUAUUGUUCAGAAGGCGCGGCAAAAGAAUCGUGAUUAUGUGAGAAAUGUGAGAAAUCAUGUGGAUAUAAUAGGGAAUCACAUACAUCAGCCCAAAAAUUCAUUUGAAAAUGAAGCAGCUCCAGAAAUUUUGCCGAGUCAGGUUCAUCUUGAGAAACAGCAGCAAGAGAAACUUGACAGUGCCAUGAAUCCCGACGAUGUAGGAAAUCCAAUACUUUCAACUCCAAUAUCAUCAGAACAUGAACAUAACUUCCCUAUCUUGCCUUCCUUGAGGGUAUCAGACGUUAUGAAUGAGAUCUCCUCUCCGCAUAGUUUAGGGAAUCCCAUACUAUCAACCCCAAGAUCAUCUGAACACGGACAGAACCUCCCUGUCUCACCGCCCUCAAGGGUAUCACAAGUUAUGAAUGAGACCUUUUCACCGCAUAGUUCUGGGAGUCCUUUCCUAUCUAGGGUUUGCAAGAGAUGA